AUGGCUAAAGCUACUUCAACACUUCUGCUGCUAGGCUUCGCCGUCCUGGCCAGUGCGGAGCCACUGCGUCAGAGAUUUGUGCCGCGACGUGGCCUCGCACGGCAGGAGCAGGCGCCACCAAGUCCUGCGCCCACCGGCUACCCAGAGGCUGGCAUCACUCCCGAAGUGCCCUUUGAGCUGCCAAGCUCCACUGCACAGCCGGAAGUGAAGUAUCUGCCUCCAGAUAAUACCUAUGGACCACCGGACAGCGUCUAUGGGCCACCCACCAGUGGGGAUGAUCAGCCACAACCAGACGAUUUACCCGAACCCCAGCCGGAGCCCGAGCAGCCCAUCGAAACGGACGACAUACCAGAAGAGGAGACUCCUGUUGAUGCGAAGCAACAGCCCGACGCAGAUGCGGAUGAGGAGGAAGUGCUUGUGGCCGAGGAUGGUACCGUGAUCGCUGUCUCCACGACCCUCGAUCAGCCCGAGGAUAAGAAGUCCGCCAGAAUCUAUCAACGCUUCCCACAGGCUCGCCGCAGGCAGGCGCCAGUGCCGGAGCGCCUGGUGCUGCGCCGUAGCUGGUAAAAUUGUAAUCUAAGUCAUGUAAAAGCUAUUAAUAAAGUUGGCCAUAGCCACAUAA
Molecule: messenger RNA, 622 nt
Organism: Drosophila mojavensis
Lineage: Eukaryota; Metazoa; Arthropoda; Insecta; Diptera; Drosophilidae
Product: protein TsetseEP
Exons: 1
Coding region: 1-567 (188 amino acids)
Source: RefSeq, a predicted model, not a curated record